Molecule: messenger RNA, 1682 nt
Organism: Periophthalmus magnuspinnatus
Lineage: Eukaryota; Metazoa; Chordata; Actinopteri; Gobiiformes; Gobiidae
Gene: ywhag1
Product: 3-monooxygenase/tryptophan 5-monooxygenase activation protein, gamma polypeptide 1
Exons: 2
Coding region: 144-884 (246 amino acids)
Biological process (GO): signal transduction
Cellular component (GO): cytoplasm
Molecular function (GO): protein kinase C binding
Source: RefSeq, a predicted model, not a curated record
GGGGGAGGGGCGUCCCGUCGGCAGCACAGACAGCAGGCAGCAGCUGCAGCGAGAAGAGCCGCUAUCUCCUCUCUGCGCAAAAACACACAUUCUAAACAUUUAGGCCCAAACAUACACAAUCAUUUAACAUUAACGCUUUUAAAAUGGUUGACCGCGAGCAACUGGUACAAAAAGCCAGACUGGCCGAGCAGGCUGAGAGGUAUGACGAUAUGGCAGCUGCCAUGAAGGCGGUGACAGAGCUGAACGAGGCAUUAUCUAAUGAGGAGAGGAACCUGCUCUCUGUGGCGUACAAAAAUGUGGUGGGGGCGAGGCGUUCGUCCUGGCGCGUCAUCUCCAGCAUCGAACAGAAGACAACGGCUGAUGGUAACGAGAAGAAGAUAGAGAUGGUUCGUGCUUACAGGGAAAAGAUCGAAAAGGAGCUGGAGGCCGUUUGCCAAGAUGUGCUCAACCUCCUUGACAACUUCCUUAUCAAAAACUGCAAUGAAACUCAGCACGAGAGCAAAGUGUUCUACCUAAAGAUGAAAGGUGAUUACUACCGCUACCUGGCUGAGGUUGCCACUGGGGAGAAGAGGGGCAGUGUGGUGGAGUCCUCUGAGAAGUCCUACAAUGAGGCUCAUGAGAUCAGCAAGGAACAUAUGCAGCCCACUCACCCCAUCCGCCUGGGGCUGGCUCUCAACUACUCUGUCUUCUACUAUGAAAUCCAGAACGCCCCUGAACAGGCGUGUCUUCUGGCCAAGACCGCGUUCGAUGAUGCCAUUGCUGAGUUGGAUACUCUGAACGAGGACUCCUACAAAGACUCCACUCUGAUCAUGCAGCUGCUACGAGACAACUUAACGCUGUGGACAAGUGACCAGCAGGACGACGAGGGAGAAGGAAACAAUUAAGUCCAAAGUCCAUUCUGCCAAACAACACAACAUGCGCGCUCACAAAUGAUGACAAAAUAAUAAUAGUUUUAAAAAGUUGUUAGAAAUUAAAAAGCGGGGAUGAUGAAACUUCAGCUAAUGAUAAAGCUGGUCAAUGGUACUAAAAAGGCUGCAAUUCUUAUUUAUCUUCGUUUGAUUUUGUUUUUUCCCCACAAGCAAAUAAAGUUGAAGGGGAGGGGGGUGUACGUUUUAGAGGCUACACAAAGUAGAAUGAACCACCUGUAUUUGAUAGUUUCUGCAGCAUUUGCUAAAACAUAGAUUACAGUAUAAGGUUUGACCUUGGUCUCAAUGUGACCAUACUGUAAGUAAAGGUACAGCCACAGAGGCAGUGACAGGGUUUAUGGUGCAAAUGAAGCCGAGCUAUCUUAUUUGUUUAAGAAGGAUCAUCCAGAAUUUGAGUUAUGCUUUGCAACAACAAAAUUCAAGUAAUCUUGAAUGUCACGGCCUUGCUUACUGAAACAAGAGUACAUGUGAACGAAUCACAGUGGUGAACCAAGAGGUGUCAGACUUUAUUGUGAAACUAGCUGUACCAAUGAUGCAUCUUCAAAUUUAACUAUUGUUGUUUGAAGCAGGUUAUCUUUGGUAUGAAAGGUAACAGUCAAGUUAUGUCAGUCCUGUUUGCUUUGUGUCCAGUAUAUGUCCAGUUCAGUCACACUCAAACUGUAACUUAAAUACAAGUUCAUGGAGUAAACUUAGUGCAGCUUGUCCCUCUCAUGUGCUGAUGUGCUUUAUUAAAUAAAUUAACCUUUUUUGGACACC